AUGGCACCCGUCCAGACGCAGACCAUGACGACUCACCACUUCGACAACCCCGUCACAGUGAUCCGAGCCUCGGGACGGAUAUCCAGACCACCAGCCCGCUCGACACGCACCCAGAACAAGGCGCUUCUCUCGCACUCGCCACAGGUCCCCACAGCACACCCAGACAUCAACAUCACAUUACUCCGCAACAAGCUGCUCCUGCAAUGCCGCCGCUACCUGCCGUCGGACCUGCUGCACGAGGCAUUGGCAGACGGCAUCUACUCACGCGCCACGCAUUGGAUAACGCCAUGCUCGAGCGCAGCGUCCAAGUUUGGCAAGCGGAAACGGUACUACGUGCUCGACUCGUCGACAUUCGAGUUCCAGUCGCUUGGCAGCGCGUGGGAGGCGCGGAUCCUGUCUGGCGGCAGCCAGCCCAUUGACGCGGGCAACGGCGUGGUGAUUUUUGUCAAGGAGCGAAAGGAGUGGAAUGCCUUUAUGGCGGGGUACAGGAGGCAGGGCAAGCGGGCGGGGCAGUUGAUGAAGCUCAAGCAAAAGGACACGGAGAGAGACUGGAGAAAUGCGUGGAAGCGGAAAUGCGGCAUGGAUGAGGGCGGCGGCAAGGAAGUCAACGCCGGGCCCAUGUGGGUGCUUGUCAAGAGCGCCAUUGUGAAGAUUGUCAAAGGCGAGGCCUGA
Messenger RNA from Exserohilum turcica Et28A, 672 nucleotides. RefSeq lists its product as uncharacterized. The transcript has a single exon. Lineage: Eukaryota; Fungi; Ascomycota; Dothideomycetes; Pleosporales; Pleosporaceae. The record is from RefSeq and is a predicted model, not a curated record. The coding region runs from base 1 to 672 and encodes 223 amino acids.